AUAAGGGUUCAACUUGAUAUUAUUGCUUUCAACUAACAUGAUACAGUUAUCUGAAAUCUGUUGACUUAAUUGAAUUAAAGUCAACGUUCCAGUUUUUUCAGUGUGUGAAAUGACCAUUUGUCAACGUCCAUUGUGUUGUCGUCUAUUUUUAAACGUCUGAUCACGGCGCUGCCAUUCCUGUCCCGGUAGCUGCAGCUCAAAACUGAGAAGAGCUGAAGGGGUUAAAACAUUUUCAACAAUAGCAUCUGCAACAAUAACUCUUCUGGCUCUCCGUGUACACAGCAUGCUGCGGGAUGAGAGCCAGGGACAUCUGCUGUUGGUUCAUCAGCAGCUUUUGUGUGACAGUGAGUGCAGGGAGGCUUUCAGCGCCUCUUUAAAUAUAGAUCGCCUCCGCACCCCGGCCCAUUCAUCUCAUUUUCACACACAGUCACUUUCCUUGACCUGAGAGCCACACGUGACACCGGACGACGUGUUAAUGGUGUAAUGGCACAUUGUUAAGAACGUGUUCAAUGUCAGCAGAUCUCCCUUGAGUAUGUCGCACCUUCUGCUGUUGACAACAUCGAGCUUAGUUUUACAAGAGUGCAAACUAUAUACGUAAUGAUUAUCUUCAUCAUCCUCAAAUCGGAAAUCUGAAAUAUCUCAUUGUACAUGUAUAAUGACAUUAAACUAUUCUAUUCUCUAUUCUGAUGCUUGCUUUCUAUAUAUAUAUAUAUCAGUUAAUUGUUUGGAUACAAAAGUUCCAUCCCGUUUUCAAAGUCCGUGGAAAUGUCUUUAAAUGUCUUCAGUCCAGAUAGAAAGAAAGAAGCGGAAGACAUGUCAUCAUAGAUUCAUACAACAUUUUUUGUCAAAAAUGGGAGGAAAUGCUAAAAAUGUAUGAAUCUAUGAUUUAAAAGUUGGCAAUUAUUUUUCUAUCGACCUAUACAUCGAUUUAUUGUAUCAGCUCUUUUUCUUAUAAUUUACCUUUUUAUAAUAGUAUCAGAAACAAUGUGUGUGAUUAUCUGUUUCAUGGACGAAAUGGGACAGAUACAUUUACCAUUGAGAGAGUAUGAGGACACAUACUGUAUUGUUAACUGUGUGCUGUGCAGGCUGUAACAUAUGAAGCGUGUGGGUUAGGGUUAGAUGUGACUAAUAAGGAUGGCCGUAAAACAGUCCUGACGGGUCAAUAAAUCGCACUCAAGGAGCUUGUGAUUUCCACCCGUCUUGAAUCGAAGGAAGACAAGAAAUAUUUUGCACACACUUCAGAAUUUUAAAACAGGUGUGAUAAAGAUUUUGUUUGUAAAAGUAGGGACAUUGAAUGAAAUAUCCUUCAAGUUAACAUUUUACCGGAUAUAUAUUAUUUAAUGAACAUUUGUUUCUUCUCAGAAUUUCUCAAGGUGAGCAUAAAUGCACUCAAAGCACAUCUAUUCAAUUGUUUACAAAUAUUUACUGUUUCCUUUUUCUCUUGGUUUGUUGAUUUUAAAAUCUUAUUUUAAAAGUUUUUACUCCAUGUUUAAAAUAUGUAUUAUUCUACCAUCACCAGCUACGUCCUUUUUCUAACUUAUGUUUAAUUUAUAUAUGUCAUGCAUUGUGAGGACAAACUGCAUUUAAUAUUGUUUGAAGACAGAACUGGAACACACAAGUAUAAGCACACUUUGAAUGGUCAUAGUUAUCUAUUUUAAAAUUAUUAGAUUUAGGUCCAAUAACUGAUGACCGAAAUUGCCUGAUUUCUGCAGAUAAAUUCCUUUUGUGACUUUACCCCAUCCCAUUUGGCUAAACCUGGGUGCCCUUAGCACCAUUUUUCAUAUAAAAAAAACAUAAACAUGAAUCUGUUAUUACCUUGCCUUUCUAUAGUUUGGACUGCUCGGUGGACAGAGGGCCGUUUAACCUCAUUAAGUGUUUUAACCUUCAGUCUGCUCUUGAUAUUCUUAACCAGUUAUUUCAAUCUCUUUGUCUAAUGUGUGUGUUUGUGUGUGUGCGCUUGUAAGCAGCCAUACUGUAUGUGCUGUAUGAAGCAUCAUUUACCUGUCACUUCCUAAAGAGGACAUAGUUUAUAAAUAUCAUCCAGUGGAGCUGAGGGUUGGGACUACAAAAGGGCGCCCACCGUCUCCCCAUUGUUCACUGAAAUCACUGUUAGCCUCAGCUGCUCAGCCAUGGUAAGUCCCUGUGUGUGUGUGGGAUGCUGUCUGAUGGCAGAUGUGGGACAUGAUUUGGCUUUCAAAAUGCUAACUUUAUUUUUGUAUCUGUGGCAUAUUUCCACACUUUAAUCUUUAUAUUUUAAACAUUUAAAACGUGUGAUAUGUCUUAAUCUGAACUGAAACAUUGUGUCAUUAGCGUAAUGAGAUGAAUAACAAGUUUGAGGCUUGAUUUGAAAACAUCAAUGGAUGGAAAGUAGCUUACCUUGACAGAGGAUUCAUUCUUAAAAACGUGUACCGCACAUUGGAUGUAUUGCAACAGCCUUAAUUUAAUGCAUCCAAAAUAACACCAUAUUUUUCAAGGACAAAUAAUCACGAUGUUUGACCUGCUGCAGGAUACUAAAAUUAGUCAAUGUUUAUGUGUAUGCACUUUGUUAUGGUAUUUUCCCUUCUGAUAUAAAGCUAUUCAACCAAUUGUAUUGCUGUUGUAUAGUUUUAACUUAACUGCCAUGAGAUUUGUAUUGAAUUUAUUCUUCUUUCUUUGUGCAAAAAGGCCCCCAAGAAAGCUAAGAAGAGGACAGCAGAGGGAGCCAACUCCAACGUGUUCUCCAUGUUUGAGCAGGCUCAGAUCCAGGAGUUUAAAGAGGCCUUCACUAUCAUGGACCAGAACAGGGACGGCUUCAUCGACAAGAACGACCUGAGGGACACUUUUGCUGCUCUAGGACGUGUCAAUGUGAAACAGGAAGAGAUUGAUGAGAUGCUCAAAGAGGCUCCCGGCCCAAUCAACUUCACCGUCUUCCUCACCAUGUUCGGUGAGAAGCUGAAAGGUGCUGAUCCAGAGGAGACCAUCCUCAACGCUUUUAAAGUCUUUGACCCUGAGGCGAAAGGCUCGCUGAAGAAGGACUAUGUUACACAGAUGCUAACAACGCAAGCAGACCGAUUUUCCCCUGAAGAGAUGGAGCAGAUGUUCGCUGCAUUCCCCCCAGAUGUGGCAGGAAACCUGGAUUACAAGAACCUGGUUCACAUCAUCACCCACGGAGAGGAGAAGGACCAGGAGUAAACCGUUUCAACAACAAAUAGAACGUUUAUCUUUUGCCCGUACAUGACUUGAACCUGGCCCGUGAAGGAGAUUCUGGCCCUUUGUUUUUGCUGCGUUCUGCUCAGUUCUUACUCAGGAGCCCAAGACAAAAUGUGCGUUCACAGGCCCCAAAAAUGGACAGUAACUAAAGUGAGCUUCCUCUCUGCUACCUGUAUGUUCUUACAUUCAACUGAGGCAAACAAAAUAUUUUUUAUUUACCAUUACCUACGCUUCACCACACCAUCUAUGUAUUUUAUCCAACUGUUAGGUCUGUGAAUGUUCGUCUAAUAAAAGUUUUAAAAUA
This is a messenger RNA of Gymnodraco acuticeps, 3493 nucleotides long. It is a transcript of the gene myl2a, whose product is annotated as myosin, light chain 2a, regulatory, cardiac, slow. The transcript has 6 exons. NCBI's taxonomy places the organism in Eukaryota, Metazoa, Chordata, Actinopteri, Perciformes, Bathydraconidae. Gene Ontology annotation, molecular function: calcium ion binding. Gene Ontology annotation, biological process: heart development; cardiac muscle contraction; muscle cell fate specification. The record is from RefSeq and is a predicted model, not a curated record. Bases 2722 to 3171 code for a protein of 149 amino acids. Gene Ontology annotation, cellular component: cytoplasm; myofibril.